AUGACUGACGUUAAGAUUACAUACAUCGUCCCUAAGCGUGAGGUGCUGUCUGAAGCAGAUAUGAAAAAAUGGUUUUCUUCACAGGCGUACGGCGAUUUCCUCGAUUUUGUCUUUCGUAUUAAUACAGAGUUAACUUCGAAGCCGAAUACUGAGUGUGGGAAACCCAGCGAAAACGCUACGAGUGUGGUAGAGAUGCUGGAUUUGCUUGAAUCGUGGAUAGCUGAUUACCCGCCUAUAAAUGACGCAAAGCAGAGAUUUGGGAAUAAAGCAUUUCGCGACUGGCACAAAAGAUUGACAGAGUGCGCCGUUGAAAUACUGAAGGCCUUAUUAGAUCAGAAAAGUGCUGCUGCAAUUGAGCUUGCUCCGUAUCUGUGUGAUAGCUUCGGAAAUCCAACUAGAAUUGAUUACGGCACUGGACAUGAGUCAUGCUUUUUGAUGUUCCUAUGCUGCUUGUUCAAACUGAGAUUCUUUGUUCGUACCGACUACCCAGCGGUUGGCGGCAUAGUCUUCGAAAGAUAUUUGUAUUUGUGCCGUAAGCUUCAGCAGACAUAUCGUAUCGAGCCGGCUGGUAGUCAUGGCGUUUGGAGUCUGGACGACUAUCAAUUUGUUCCGUUUUUAUGGGGCAGCGCUCAGUUCAUCAGUUGA
Messenger RNA from Soboliphyme baturini, 645 nucleotides. NCBI's taxonomy places the organism in Eukaryota, Metazoa, Nematoda, Enoplea, Dioctophymatida, Soboliphymatidae. The record is from the annotation of a GenBank genome assembly.